Molecule: messenger RNA, 2177 nt
Organism: Lepisosteus oculatus (spotted gar)
Lineage: Eukaryota; Metazoa; Chordata; Actinopteri; Semionotiformes; Lepisosteidae
Source: RefSeq, a predicted model, not a curated record
UGUCCUCACUUCCCUAAUUAUGUUUAGCUUACAUACCUUACGUUAGUUUAUAUUUAUUUUGUUACUCUGCAUUAGAAACCAGCCUGGGCUGUAGCUGACUGCCACUGGGAACUUUGCUGACUUGAUCAGUCAGUUUGAAAGUGUGAAAAGUUCAAUAUAAAUAAUAUUCAGAUACUGUAAGUAUUCAGAAAGUCUGCUUAAUUGAGGUCCACUCUCCUCUCUUACUGUUUCAGCAGGUCUCUGGUCCAGUUCGUCAGGGGCUCUGAACUUCAAUCCGAACCCCCUGGAGCUGCUGGGCUGUACUGGGCUGAGCUGGCCUUUGUCGGUGUCUUUGGACCACCCUAGUUUUUGUUCCGUUCGCCCUGCUAGACAAUGGCCAGUGGUCUGUGGUCUGAGGGUCAGAUCUGGUGUCCCACCUGUCUGAACAUCCUCACGGAUCCAGUGACUCUUCCCUGCGGACACAGUUACUGUAUGGGCUGCAUCAGGACGCAGUGGGACCGGGUCGAUCAUAUCGGCGUCUACAGCUGCCCCCAGUGCGGAGAGACCUUUGCCCAGCGGCCCGACGUGCACAGGAACACAGAGCUGGCCGACGUGGUGGAGCAGCUGAGGUCGUCGAGCUUCCACGAUCCGCCUCCUGCCCCCAGUCCUGCUGGCCCUGGAGAUGUGCUGUGUGACGUCUGCACUGGGAGACCGGCGAGGGCUGUGAAGUCCUGCCUGGUGUGUCUGGCCUCUUACUGCCAGACUCACCUCCAGCCUCACCGCCAGUCUCCCGCUCUGUCCGCGCACCCGCUGGUCGACGCCACUGGGCGCCCGGGGGGCACGGCUCGUGCCGAUCCGCAGGGGCCGUGGGAUCCGCUGUGGCAGAUGGGUGGUGACGGCCGCAGCUCAGCGGUUGCGAAUCUGGUAAGGAUGACAAUUUACGUCAGACCUGGAGCUCCUGGAGACUCACCCAGCAUCCCUGUCAGACCCCACUUCUCUCCUGAGGCUGUGAGGAGAGCUGUCUCUGGACUGAAAGAGCGACUGGAGAACUUCUGCAGGGAGGAAUUAGUGAAGAUCUCCAGGACAGGUGGGUUCUUGAAUACAAUACUGUCCUCUUCUCUCCAAUCAGAUGCCUGUCAGCUCACACUGGACCCCAACACAGCGCACAGACACCUCCGUCUGUCUGAGGGGAACAGGAGGGUGACCUGGAGCAGGGAGCCCCAGCAGUACCCCGAUCACCCCGAGAGAUUCGACCACUGGCAGCAGGUGCUGUGCAGAGAGGGGCUGUCCGGGACUCGCUGUUACUGGGAGGUGGAGUGGAGUGGGAUAGGGGGGUUCAUAGGCGUCGCUUAUAAGGGGAUCACCAGGAAAGGGGAGGCCAAAGAUGGCGUCUUUGGGGGCAACGACCAGUCGUGGAGUCUGGUGAGCUCUGGCCUCAGCUGCUCCUUCUGGCACAGCAGGAAGGGGGCUACGAUAACGGGCCCUCUGGCCCCCAGGAUCGGGGUGUAUGUGGACCACAGGGCUGGAACUCUGUCCUUUUACAGCGUCUCUGGAGACACAGCGACCCUCCUGCACAGAGUCCAGGCCUCCUUCACGGAGCCCCUCUAUCCCGGGUUCGGGAUUGGACUGAACACGACAGUGGGCCUGUGCCGACUGGAUCGGCCCCUUUGGUCCUGAUGCAGGGCACCCCCUGGGCCUGGGCGGAGAAACCGGUGAGCGUGGUGCGACCUCGGGCCUCUUGAAGACCAGAUCCUCUCGGUUCUGCGGGUUUCAGCUGAUCAGGACUUCGGCUGGCACACGUUGGCCCGGAUGGUUUUUCAAUUGAACAGCUUUGCAGCUACAGGAGGGCUGGUGAGGUAUGACAUCAUAAUGCCAAUCGUGCUGCUUAUUCCUCUACUGUACUGGACACUGGAGCUCUGAGCACAGGGAAGCUGUUUACUUUAAAGCUGGACUCCUCUACUGUACUGGACACUGAUCACACAGGAGAGAGUGUUUAAUCUACUGUACUGGACACUGAUCACACAGGAGAGAGUGUUUAAUCUACAGCCGGACACUGAUCACACAGGAGAGAGUGUUUAAUCUACAGCUGGACACUGAUCACACAGGAGAGAGUGUUUAAUCUACAGCUGGACACUGAUCACACAGGAGAGAGUGCUUAAUCUACAGCCGGACUCCUCUACUGUACUGGACACUGUGCA